AAAUGCUUUUCCGGGUUUGUCCCCGCCUUAUUGUUUUGAAACAUUUGAUCUACACUCCUAUUCGUGGAGUCCAACGCCAAUUGUAUCUCAUUGUACUGCCAUGGGGGCUGAGCGUUUUUAUGCGCAUGUUCCGUGCCCAAGCCAAAAUACCGCGUCACAUAAAUCCUAUUUUGUGCACUUUUAAAGAUAGCUACUUUAAGAUUGUGCCGUUACCACUGUAUUUAGCAGAAGUUGCUAGAAGAGCCAUGCAAUUUCCUUCGUUUAGACGGUUUGGUGGCGGAUUGGAAUUAAGUUCCAUAGAUUUCUUCGGUACGGAUCAAACGGAAACCUUGUCCCAAGCAAUACGCCGCUCUGCGGAGGACACUACUGCAUCCGUGGAGGAUGAACCGGAGGCAAACGUGUUAUUUGGAACAAUCCAAGGGAGCGUUGUUGGAUUGAGAUACUACACCGGGGUUGUUAACAAAGGAGAGAUGGUCUCGCUGGUGAGGGAACCUCACAACCCCCAUGACAGAAACGCCGUUAUGGUCGCCAAUGUGUACGGGAGCCAAGUCGGGCACAUCAAACGCCAGCUGGCAGCCCCAAUGGCUCACAUAAUAGAUAACAACCUGGCCAGAGUUGAAGGUGUUGUUCCUUAUGGUGUCAACAAUGCCUUCACCAUGCCUGUCCAUCUCUCCUUCUGGGGCAAGGAGGAGAACAGGGAAGCAGUGAUGAGCGAGCUUAACAGACACGGGUUCAAACUCGGCCUUGGAUCGAAAGGUGGUGGCCAAGUGGCAGCACCUGGUAGGACUAUAGAUCAGUUUUUUGCACCUCUGAAAAAGGUGACUGCAAUACCACUGACACCUGAACAGCUGAAGAAUGCAUUCGACAAGCUGUUUGAUGACCUGAUGGAGGACAAGGCCCGGGAGAUGGAAGCUGGGGAGGCUGUGAGCACACCUCUGCUCCCACACCAGAAGCAGGCUCUGGCGUGGAUGACCGCGCGGGAGAACAGCACCGAUUUGCCCCCGUUUUGGGUGGAGAAGAACGGCCUUUAUUUUAACGUGCUCACCAACUUUGCCAUCCAGGAGAGGCCGGAGAGUGUCCGUGGAGGAAUCCUGGCAGAUGACAUGGGACUGGGAAAAACCCUCACCACAAUUGCACUGAUUCUCACCAACUUCCACAAUGGGAACCCCAUGUCCCUGGAGAGCACGCCACUCUUCCCAGAAAACAUGGCAACCAAGAGGAAAAAAACAGCCCCAAAAGAGAACAGGGCAAAAGGGAUAGAUGAAGCCGUGACUGAAGAAUCCCCAACCACCUCCCAUUCUAAAAGACAACAUGAAGACAGCGUUCCCAUCAUCGUCAUUGAUUCAGAUGAUGAAGAUGAUAGUGCAGCACCCAAGAAAAAAGCAAAGACGAAAGGAAAAACAACAAAAGACUCAUCCGGCACAAAGAAAAGUGCCAUGGUGAUGAAGGAGGACAUGGGCUUCGCUGCUGCCCUGGGUGGGUCUGUGGCAGAAGGAAGCUCUCACAAGAAGAAAGCCCAAAAGAAGAGUCCUGGACUUAGCAAAUCGUCCUCGAAGCCUGGGGCCAGCGGAGGAGCCAGGGCCACAUUAAUCGUCUGCCCUCUCUCAGUGCUCAGUAACUGGCUGGAUCAGUUUGAGCAGCACGUGCACGCGGACGCGAAGCUGAGCGUCUACCUCUACUACGGCACAGAGCGCAAACGGGAGUCACGCUUCCUGGCCCGGCAAGAUGUAGUGCUGACCACCUACAACGUGCUGUCCUCAGACUACGGGAACAAGAAGAGCAGCCCUCUGCAUGAUGUGACCUGGCUGAGGGUGGUGCUGGACGAAGGGCACAUCAUCCGAAAUCCCAACGCCCUACAGAGCAAAGCUGUGCUGGACCUGACAGCGGAGAGGAGAUGGAUUUUAUCAGGCACUCCGAUCCAGAACUCCCUGAAGGACCUGUGGAUGCUCAUCUCCUUCCUGAAGAUGAAGCCUUUUGACGUGCGGGAGUGGUGGAACCGGGUCAUUGAGCGGCCGGUCACCCUGGGAGACAGCAAAGGCCUGAAGGACCUGCAGACUCUGGUUAAGGGGAUCACCCUGAGGCGGACCAAGGCCAGCAAGGUGGGGGGACGCGCGGUGGUGCAGCUCCCGGAGCGGAGGGUGUUCGUCCAGCAUGUGACCCUGUCCGAGGAAGAGAGGCGGGAGUAUGAGGCGGUCAAGAGGGAGGGCAGGGAUAUCAUUGGCAGGUACUUCAGGGAGGGGACCGUCCUGACGAACUACGCGGAUGUGCUGGCCAUCCUGGUCAGGCUGCGUCAGUUCUGCUGCCACCCUCACCUGCUCAGAGGUUCUACCAGCGCGGCAGGUACAACAGACACGUCGACGCCCAGCGAGCUGAGGGAGCGGCUGAUAAAGAAGAUCACGCUGGUCCUGGGUUCGGGUUCGGACGAAGAGUGCGCCGUGUGCCUGGAGUCCCUGCGGCAGCCGGUCAUCACCUACUGUGCCCAUGUGUACUGCAAGGCCUGCAUCUGUGAGGUCAUCCGCUCGGAGCAGCAAAAUGCCAAAUGCCCACUCUGCAGGGCGCAGAUCAAGAUCCAGGAGUUGGUGGAGUACCCUGGGGAGGACGAGGACUCAGAUUCCUCCGACACCAAAGACAAGUGGCUGUCCAGCUCAAAAGUGGAUGCCCUGAUGAGUAACCUGCUACGGCUUCGCCAAGAGGAUAAAAGCAUCAAGAGCGUAGUGGUGUCUCAAUUCACCAAGUUUCUGUCUCUGCUUGAAAUCCCCUUGAAAGAACAUGGGUUUUCCUUCACCCGUCUAGACGGGUCCAUGAGCCAGAGAAACAGAACCAAGGCCCUGCAGGCCUUCCAGGACUCCGCCCAGGGAAGCCCCUCCAUCAUGCUCCUGUCACUCAAGGCCGGAGGGGUGGGACUCAACCUGACCGCCGCCUCCCGGGUGUUCCUCAUGGACCCAGCAUGGAACCCUGCAGCAGAGGAUCAGUGUGUGGACAGAUGUCACCGGCUGGGCCAGAAGAAGGACGUGGUGAUCACCAAGUUCAUCGUGAAGAACUCCGUGGAGGAGAACAUGGUGAAGAUCCAGAGGAAGAAGCAGAAGCUGGUGGAGAAGGCCUUCGGGGGGCGGAAAGUGCAGGAGAGGAAGCAGGCCCGCAUUGAGGAGAUUCGGGCUCUGAUGGAGCUGUAGGGUCCGCCCCCAGAGACCCUGCCCCUCCCCCUCAGUGACCACACCCACAGCAGUUUCAUCCAAAAAGAGAAAGGAGUCAUUUACAGUUUUUUAUUUCUUCUGGUAGGAAGCCAAUAACUUUUAGCAACUUCUCUUUUUCUGGAAUUGCACUAAACCAAGUACGCUUUGUGUGGAAGGGUUUAAUGGCUCAGAUUUCAGUUUCCUGGUAACAGCUUCACUUUCCGAUUAUCACAAUUUACAUUCCGGCCUGGCCUCAGGUCUCAUUAAAAUGACAGUUGGGUCAGUACCCUCGGGUGCUUUGUGGCAACAGCUUGCUAUAUGGCCUUUCACGUAUGGGAAUCACUCCCCUAUACAUAUAAUAUUCCUGUUUACAUUAAAAGCAUUUAAUUCUGUUUCCAGCACAGAGAACCUUGCCCUAAAAUGGGUAUCCACACAUUUGGUGAGACUGAACCAAAGGUGUAGCGGAGUUUUAAUUCAGCACUGAUGACAGCAACGUGAGGUGUCAGACUGUACAUAGUCUUUGAGGAUUCUUUGAUAGAUCAGUAUAAUUGCUAGGCACUAACCUUUGAAUUUUUUGUAUU
Molecule: messenger RNA, 3754 nt
Organism: Megalops cyprinoides (Indo-Pacific tarpon)
Lineage: Eukaryota; Metazoa; Chordata; Actinopteri; Elopiformes; Megalopidae
Gene: hltf
Product: helicase-like transcription factor
Exons: 25
Coding region: 3-3173 (1056 amino acids)
Molecular function (GO): zinc ion binding; hydrolase activity, acting on acid anhydrides, in phosphorus-containing anhydrides; nucleic acid binding
Source: RefSeq, a predicted model, not a curated record